UUUGAGAAAUCUUAGUAAUCACAGCACCCUUUUCUAAAUGCUCACAUACCAACUUGAAUUAUCUUUUCUAGGAGCUUCCGUGGUAUCGAUGUCAAGCUCACCAGUCGGUAGUUACCUGAGCCUUCCUUUCCCUCCUUUCUGAAGACGGGGACAACAUUUGCCCACCUCCAGUCUGUAGGGACAUCACCUGUUGGAUGACUGGGAGAGUGGUGACGGCAGCUACUGCACAGUAAGAUCCAGUUGGCAGCACUGCAGGGUUGUUGUGCAGGAGAUGGGCAAAAAAAGGGGUGUGAGGAGCUCUCCUAAGUCUCCUCUCCAACUUCUCCACAAUGCAUAGAACCACUAAAACCCAUAUUAUGUAACGUUCUCAACUGGCUACACAGUACUACCUGAGUCUGAAGGGGGAAAUUAUUAUUUAUUCAAUUAAUAUACAGCCCUUUAUCAAAUGAUCCCAGGGCAGUGUGCAACAUUAAAAACACAUCAAUGAUAAAGCAAAGUAAAAAGCAUACUGACAGAUAAUAAUAAAUCAAUACGAUAAAAAUGAAUACCCGCUCCUUGUGUUUCAGUGCUCACUGAAUCCAGAAGGAACACAGAAGCACUGACCAUGUCCUCUUUCCAUCAAGGCAACGUCACCACUGCCAUGUUCAUUUUAGUCGGCUUCCCAGGCAUGGAAGCAUCUCACUUCUGGCUGGCUUUCCCCCUAUGCUUCCUCUUUCUGCUGGCCAUUCUGGGCAACUGCACCAUCAUCUACAUCAUCCGCGCAGAGCGGAGCCUCCACGAGCCCAUGUACCUCUUCCUUUGCAUGUUGGCAGCCAUCGACAUCAUGAUCACCCUGUCCACCGUGCCCAAGAUGUUGGCCAUAUUCUGGUUCAGAUCCACCAGCAUCGCCUUUGAUGCUUGCUUGGUCCAGAUGUUCUGCAUCCACAGCCUCUCUGGAAUGGAAUCCACCAUCUUGCUAGCUAUGGCUUUCGACCGCUACAUCGCCAUAUGCUACCCACUGAACCACUCCUCUAUCCUCACCACGCCCAGGAUAGCUAAAAUAGGACUGGUGGCUGUAUUUCGUGGAGCAGCCCUGAUGGCCCCUUUGCCCGUUUUCAUUAAGAGGCUGCCCUUCUGCAAGUCCAACGUUCUCUCCCAUUCCUACUGCCUGCAUCAGGAUGUCAUGAAGCUAGCCUGCGCCAGCAUCAAGGUUAACAUCAUCUAUGGACUCGUGGUCAUCAUUUUCGCCAUUGGGCUGGAUUCCCUGCUCAUCUCCUUGUCUUACUACUUCAUCCUGAAAGCUGCCCUGAGUUUGAGCCAAGAGGCACGUGUCAAGGCCCUCGGGACGUGCCUCUCCCACAUAUGUGCUGUCUUUCUUUUCUACGUGCCCUUCAUUGGCUUGUCCAUGGUUCACAGGUUUGGUAAGACGCACGGCUCCAACAUCCAUACCGUGAUGGCCAAUGUCCACCUUCUGGUGCCUCCAGUGCUGAACCCAAUCGUCUAUGGGGUGAAGACGAAACAGAUACGUCACCGAAUAGGGCGGGCAUUUUGCAGAACUAGGUGCUGAUAAGAAUUUACUGCAAUUAACUUUUUUAAAAAAUAAAUCAUUCAUUUAUCAGUUCCAACAUCAUGAAGCAUAUGGUGAUCCCUCUGCAGGGUGUGGGAUGUCUCUCCAAUGAAUCGUUGGGUACAAGCUCCCAUCUCCUGCUCCCUUUAUUUUUCUUCAUGGAUAUUUUCCUCCUCAAUACUAGAAGCAUGGAUGCGUCAAGAAGACCCCUUGCUAUGGUGAUUUUGAGCACUACAGAUGACAGUCCUGGUUCUGCUCCAUUUCACCCCCAAGUGGUUGUGAAGAUCCUUCUGAAGAUUCCACACUUUGAACUUCCAUAACCACCCAGAUCUAAUAUAGAGAACCACCCUUCUCUAUAUAUGGGUUCAUUCCUGGCCCAUUUGAAAGAACCAGUACAGUUUUCUCUUAGUGGCCAUCUGUCAGGGAUUCUUCAGCUGUGAUUCCCGCAUAGCAGGGGGUUGAACUAGAUGGCCUUUGGGUGAACUUCCAACUCCACAAUUCUAUGAUUCUGUGACAAGGAGGUUUGGAGUGAAAUGCCAUCAGCAGAUGUUUGACAACCUGCUCUUUCUCUC
Molecule: messenger RNA, 2118 nt
Organism: Podarcis muralis (Common wall lizard)
Lineage: Eukaryota; Metazoa; Chordata; Lepidosauria; Squamata; Lacertidae
Product: olfactory receptor 51E1-like
Biological process (GO): G protein-coupled receptor signaling pathway
Cellular component (GO): plasma membrane
Molecular function (GO): G protein-coupled receptor activity; olfactory receptor activity
Source: RefSeq, a predicted model, not a curated record